AUGGCGUCGGUCGUGCGAUCGACAGCCCUCCGGGCCGGUGGUGCCUGUGUGCGCUGCCGGAAGGGCAAGACCAAGUGUGUCUACGAAAACGGCAGAGCACCAUGCAAAAACUGCGCCAAGGGAAUGCACGAAUGCUAUCUCCCCUCUGAGUCCAUGGCCCAUGGUGGUCAUGGAGUAUCGCCAGCCCGGAUGCAGCACCGCAUCCGGGAGUCUUUGCCCAGCGAACGGGUGGUUUCAAGCAGCGCUGUUGAUCGCCAGGUACCGGCCGGUCCCAGUUCCAGCGUGUCGCGUCACGCCUCGGCGGCGCAUGAAAAACUUACACCCGAGCUCAUGACGGAAUGCGAGCGAGUCAUCAGCAAGACCCUACCGGCCUGUGUUGCCUUCCACAAGCCGACCUUUUUGGUGGCGCUCAAGAAUGCCUCGAUGGAGCCGACCAUGGUCAACGCGCUAUUGACCACAGCUGCGCGGCACUCCCCCGCCAUGAUUCGCCGGUAUGGCGGACAUGGUAGCAGCAGCACUGCGGCCGAGCAUUUUGCCAGCAAGACCAUCAACCUGGUGAUGCAGAAUCUGGACACGCCUAGCCUUGCUGAUAUCCAGUCCGUCUGCCUCCUGAUUCUGCACGAAUGGGGUUGCCGCAAUGCUGUUCGCGCCUACACUUAUCUUGGCCUUGCAGCUCGCAUGGCGCAGAUGUACAGGCUUGUCCACCACCACAACUCUACCAAUGAGCCGGAUCAGUUUCAGAUGGAGGAGUCUUUCCGUCGCACACUUUGGCUCAUCUACAUCCUGGAUUGCUUCUUGACCAGCAGCCCAGGACGCCAUCCAGCACUGACCCACCUUGAUGUCCAAGAUGUUUCACUGCCCUGUCUCGACAUGAAUUACAACUUUACGAGUCCUGUACAUGUUCGCACCCUCAGCGGCGCCCCCCCAGCAGGCUUGAAGGAUCCCUCUGCCCAACUCAGCGAGGUGGGCGAGUUUGGUCAUAUUGUCUUGGCAACCAAAGCCUGGCGCCAAGUCGUCGAGAUGAUGACCACCACGACGUUGGCCACCUUUUCCGAUGAGAGGUGUGUGCAGCUUGAGCAAGACAUUGAGGUCCUCAGACAGUCCCUUCCCAUGCACUUUGCCGACAAGCCCAACAACAUCAACCUCCACAUCACCAUGGGCAGCGGCUACACGUAUGCCUUUAUCCACUGCCUCUUGAACUGCGGCACCAUCUUUGUCAACCGCAGACGCAUGCUCCAGGUGGUCACGGACGAGAACUUUAGCAUCGACUUGUGGCGUGGAUCUUCCCACACUCACGUCCAGACUGUUGACAAGAUCUUUGCGGCUUCUCACAGCAUCAUCCACUCGCUGUUGGCCCUGGAAACCGGAGCUGACAAGGACAGCAUCCUGUGCUUCCCUCUGUUUAUGCUCUUUGCCGCCUUCACCGCCGGCUCAACCGUCGCAUACCUUACACUGAAGGGACUGGCCCCCGCCAACUCGAGCGAGUCCGCAUUCAACAUAGUGAGGGACAGUGUUCGCAUGUGCCAGGACGGAGCCGAAUCCUGGCCCCUGGUCAUCCCCUGGCAACGCCACCUCUCGGUCAUGUCUAAGGUCCUUCGCGACGUGAAGAGCGCGCCACGCGACAAGGCCCGCGAAGACAGCAAGAAGCGGGCCCUCUCGCCAUCUGUCAAGGACGACAAUGUCAGCCAAACCGACACGAAUCCGGACGCGAUGGACUAUGAACAACCCGAUGUGUCCGCUGCUGGCCCUCAAGCUGUCCCUACCACCGAGGGUCGGGCAAGCGAGCCCCCGGUACCCCGCAAGACCGGCAUCACCACUAUCAAUGGUGGGCCUGUUGCCGUUCCCACACCCGCCGACAGCCCGCCACCACCAGUACCAGUCGUCGCCAAGGUUGACUCCCCUUCCCCAGCCUCACCAGGCUCAGCUCUCGGCGGUGUCCAGUCGUCUAGUACCGGUCCCGAUGUUCCCGACGUGGACAUGACGGCGCUGGAGUUGUGCGCAGCGUUUGAGAGGCAGCUGCUCGAGCUGGAUGACUUGGCCGCUUUCAUGGGGGGCGGAGUUGGGAGUGCGCCGAGCUAGAUGUUCUUGAAGGAAGCGCAUACAGUGAGGAAGAGAAGAAGGGUCCGACCUUUCCCUUACUAGCACGGUUUUCUGUAAACUAUUUCUUUGUUGCGUCGUUCUGUACAAUACUUGGCUUUUUAUUCUUUGGCUCUUGUUGUCACGGACACCUCGUCCUUCUAGGGAGGGUUUCUGUUCUUGCGUGGCUGAGAUAUUUGAUGACGGGAGGGGUUGGUGUUGGGGGAAAUGGAUGGGAUGGGCUGUUUUUGCAAGGAGUUCGUGCGAUGGAGGGAUACCACCCAAGCGGUUAAUGUUAUGGUUCACGGCCGGUUUUACAAGCCAUGGGGGAAGGCAAAAGUGUCUGCAUGGGGAUACUAUUUUUUUGGUCAAAUUUUAUAGGAGGCAGCGUGUGCUCUAC
Podospora bellae-mahoneyi is the source of this 2476-nucleotide messenger RNA. RefSeq lists its product as uncharacterized. Gene Ontology annotation, cellular component: nucleus. Gene Ontology annotation, biological process: DNA-templated transcription; regulation of DNA-templated transcription. NCBI's taxonomy places the organism in Eukaryota, Fungi, Ascomycota, Sordariomycetes, Sordariales, Podosporaceae. The transcript has 4 exons. Gene Ontology annotation, molecular function: DNA binding; zinc ion binding; DNA-binding transcription factor activity, RNA polymerase II-specific. The coding region runs from base 1 to 2079 and encodes 692 amino acids. The record is from RefSeq and is a predicted model, not a curated record.